This is a messenger RNA of Dipodomys ordii (Ord's kangaroo rat), 4108 nucleotides long. It is a transcript of the gene Snap91, whose product is annotated as synaptosomal-associated protein, 91kDa. The record is from RefSeq and is a predicted model, not a curated record. The transcript has 29 exons. Gene Ontology annotation, molecular function: SNARE binding; clathrin heavy chain binding; 1-phosphatidylinositol binding. Gene Ontology annotation, biological process: clathrin-dependent endocytosis; synaptic vesicle budding from presynaptic endocytic zone membrane; clathrin coat assembly. Lineage: Eukaryota; Metazoa; Chordata; Mammalia; Rodentia; Heteromyidae. Gene Ontology annotation, cellular component: synaptic vesicle; extrinsic component of presynaptic endocytic zone membrane; clathrin-coated pit. Bases 1 to 2703 code for a protein of 900 amino acids.
AUGUCGGGCCAAACGCUCACCGACCGGAUCGCCGCCGCCCAGUACAGCGUGACGGGCUCUGCGGUGGCCAGGGCUGUGUGCAAGGCCACCACUCAUGAAGUGAUGGGCCCCAAGAAGAAGCACCUGGACUAUUUGAUCCAGGCAACCAACGAAACCAAUGUUAAUAUCCCUCAGAUGGCAGACACGCUCUUUGAGCGGGCAACCAAUAGUAGCUGGGUGGUUGUGUUCAAAGCCUUGGUGACAACACAUCAUCUCAUGGUGCAUGGAAAUGAGAGAUUUAUUCAGUAUUUGGCCUCUAGAAAUACACUAUUUAAUCUCAGCAACUUUUUGGACAAAAGUGGAUCCCAUGGUUACGAUAUGUCCACCUUCAUAAGGCGCUACAGUAGAUACUUGAAUGAAAAGGCUUUCUCUUAUAGACAAAUGGCAUUUGACUUUGCCAGAGUGAAGAAAGGGGCCGAUGGCGUCAUGAGAACAAUGGCUCCAGAGAAGCUGCUGAAGAGCAUGCCGAUACUGCAGGGACAGAUUGAUGCGCUGCUGGAAUUUGAUGUGCACCCAAACGAACUAACAAAUGGUGUCAUCAAUGCUGCAUUUAUGCUUCUUUUCAAAGAUCUUAUCAAACUGUUUGCUUGCUACAACGAUGGAGUGAUUAACUUGCUCGAAAAGUUUUUUGAAAUGAAGAAAGGACAAUGUAAAGAUGCCCUAGAAAUUUACAAGCGAUUUCUCACAAGGAUGACGCGAGUGUCCGAAUUUCUCAAGGUUGCCGAGCAAGUUGGUAUUGAUAAAGGGGACAUCCCCGACCUCACUCAGGCUCCCAGCAGUCUUAUGGAGACCCUUGAACAGCAUCUAAAUACAUUAGAAGGAAAGAAACCUGGAAACAAUGAAGGGUCUGGUGCUCCCUCUCCAUUAAGUAAGUCCUCCCCAGUCACCACUGCCACGUCGCCUAACUCCACACCAGCUAAAACCAUCGACACGUCCCCGCCCGUCGAUUUAUUUGCAACGGCAUCUGCAGCUGUGCCCGUCAGUGCUUCAAAGCCAUCGAGUGAUCUCCUGGACCUCCAGCCAGCCUUCUCUUCCGGAGGAGCAGCGGCUGCAGCCCCUGCAGCACCACCGGCCGGCGGAGCCACGGCCUGGGGAGACCUUUUGGGAGAGGAUUCUUUGGCUGGCCUGUCCUCUGUCCCCUCCGAAGCACAGAUUUCAGACCCCUUCGCUCCAGAGCCCACCCCUUCCACCACGACUGCAGAAGCAGCCCCGGCCUCCGCCCCAGCCGCCACCACCCCCGCGGUGCCGGUGGCCUCCUCGGACGUGGAUCUCUUCGGAGAUGCGUUUGCCGCUUCUCCGGGGGAGGCCCCCGCCGUGCCCGAGGGCGCCCCCGCGCCCGCCGCGCCCGCCCCGGUGGCCGCCGCCCGCGAUGCUUGCUCAGGAAAUGACCCCUUCGCCCCAUCCGAGGGGAGCGCGGACGCUGCGCCCGAGCUGGACCUCUUUGCCAUGAAGCCACCCGAGACCAGCGCUCCUGUAGUCACUCCCACAGCUAGCGCCGCACCCCCUGUUCCCGCCACCGCGCCUUCUCCUGCUCCUGCUGCCGCGGCCGCCGCCACGGCCACCACCGCCACCGCAGCCCCGGCCCCAGCCCCGGCUGCCCCGGCAGCCCAGGCCGCCGCUCCCGCUCUAGAUAUCUUUGGGGAUCUCUUUGAGGCGGCUCCAGAAGUGGCGGCGGCCCCAGCGCCUACUAAGCCGGAGGCUGCGCCCAGCAUAGACCUGUUCGGGACAGAUGGCUUCUCCUCUCCACCGCACGGGGCCUCUCCGGUGCCGGACAGCGCGCUCACAGCCGACCUCCUCUCGGUGGAUGCGUUUGCCGCGCCUGCCCCGGCAGCCGCUGCUUCUCCGGCAAAGGUGGAGCCUGCGGGCGUAAUAGACCUGUUCGGGGAUGCUUUUGGAACUAGUGCAUCUGAGUCCCAACCUACUCCUCAGGCAGCUUCUAGUUCUUCAGCCUCGGCCGACCUACUAGCCGGGUUUGGGGGUUCGUUCCUGGCCCCUUCUCCGUCCCCGGUGACCCCGGCUCAGAAUAACCUGCUUCAGCCCAAUUUCGAGGCAGCCUUUGGCAGCACGCCCGCCACUUCCAGCAGCAGCUCCUUUGACCCGUCAGGUGAUCUUCUGAUGCCAACCAUGGCACCAGCCGGGCAGCCUGCCCCUGUCUCCAUGGUACCACCCAGUCCAGCCAUGGCCUCCAGCAAAGCCCUGGGAAGUGAUCUGGAUUCGUCCCUGGCCAGCUUAGUAGGCAAUCUUGGAAUCUCUGGUACCACAACCAAAAAGGGAGAUCUCCAGUGGAAUGCUGGGGAGAAAAAGCUGACUGGUGGAGCCAACUGGCAGCCAAAGGUGACGCCAGCCACAUGGUCUGCAGGCGUGCCCCCGAGUGCGCCUCUGCAAGGAGCGGUGCCUCCGGCCGGCGCGGUGCCCCCAGGGCCGGGCGCCCCGUCCGUGGGACAGCCUGGAGCAGGAUUCGGCAUGCCUCCCGCGGGCGCCGCCAUGCCCAUGAUGCCCCAGCAGCCGGUCAUGUUCGCACAGCCCAUGAUGAGGCCACCCUUCGGAGCCGCCGCGGGCCCCGGCGCGCAGCUUUCUCCAAGCCCCUCACCUGCUGCUCAGAGUCCCAAGAAACCUCCAGCAAAGGACCCAUUAGCGGAUCUUAACAUCAAGGACUUCAUGUAAACCAUCGAAGCUGCAGUUUUUGUGACUGGAUAGGAAAACGGAAAUGAGUUUGGGAUCUUCAGAUCAGAUGGCUGCUCAGAGGCUCCCAGGGGCAGAGCGCCGUGCGAGCCCCAUGCUUCCUCAUAACUCCUCUUCCAGGACGCGUAGCGCAGCUGCGAAGCAAGCGUUAGGAACGUGAACCUUAGCUGUUCCCCCUCCUCUCAACCCCUAGUGUAUGUGGGCUACUUGUGCAUUGUACGUUGUCGUAAACAAUGAAUGGAUAUUUCCAAUGCCUUUAGUGCUUUUCUGGACCUUGCUUGUGGACGGGUGACACAGCUGUGGUGUGGCGAGCCAUUGAGAAAGGUGUGUCUUGUGUUUUUUGAAAGUUUUGAUGUGUAUAUACAACUUUUGGACAAACCCUAAACUCUCCCCAUGAAUUCUCUUCUCUUCCGUAUCUGUGUUACAAGCAUAAUGUGAUAAUACCAGAUAGUAAGGAAAACACUCUUAAAAUACACAAAACUUUUUUCGGUGUGGAGUACAUUUUUCCAAUCACAGAAACUUCAGCUGUCGUGAGAAAUGUUUAUUUUUGUGGCACUGUAUAUGUUAAGAAAUUUUAUUUUAAAAAUAUAUAUAUAAAGGUUAACGUCCAUAAUAAAUACUUCUCCUUGAAGCUACCUUACCAAGAAUGAAAACUCAUAGGGGAAGACGUCCCUAUUUAUCACUGCUAUAUUAAGAUGUAUAUUUUAAUUAUAUUUGACAGGUUUUGCAUCUAAAUUGACCUAUUUAUGAAUUCUUGAUUAAAUGCACUGAAAAGUGAAGCGUCCAUUUCUCUCCUGUCUGUGACAAUACAAUUCGAGAUGUGCUAUUUCUGUGGUUAUGAAAAUACCCCAGGGAUAUCUGUGACUUCAAGAUUACUGCAAAUAUUUUUACUUGGCUGUGGGUUUUCUGUACAUCUGUUCAUGUCAUAUUUCUUUGUGUGUUCUGGAGACUGGUGUUUUUCCAUCCUUCCACUGAACUCAGUGUGGACUUUGUUGUAAUCAUUGUGACUAGAAUUUAAACUGAUUCCAAGAAGUGUAGCCUUCACUGUACAUACUGCAUUCUUUGGUUUUUAAUCUGUUGUCAUGUUGUCUGUGCUGAUGGCUUGGCUUACGAUGUGGGAGCACAAAUGAGGUCGCUGUCAAUCAGUGUUGCUCGUGGCUUGACGGCUCUUCAUAAAAGCAUAUUGGAUUGGAAAGGCAUUCGCCUGUUUUUCAAAUCACUUAAUAGAUGUAUGGUACCAUUUAAAAGUGGUUGUAUCUGAAUUUACUGUGGGGAUAACAUACACUGUAACGGGGAAAUUACCCAAAACCAAUUUCAAAAUGGCUUUUCUUUGUAUUUCAGUUUCAAACCCCAGUGCAUGUACGCCCUCUGAGAUGCAAUAAACACC